Messenger RNA from Gekko japonicus, 936 nucleotides. RefSeq names its product proline-rich transmembrane protein 1-like. The transcript has 2 exons. Bases 151 to 615 code for a protein of 154 amino acids. NCBI's taxonomy places the organism in Eukaryota, Metazoa, Chordata, Lepidosauria, Squamata, Gekkonidae. Gene Ontology annotation, cellular component: membrane. The record is from RefSeq and is a predicted model, not a curated record.
ACAGAGCGUUCGGCAGGGAGUAACAGGAAGAAGGUGAGGGGUAAGGGAGAACUGUAUUGAAGUCGCAACUCCAGCAGAGGAAGGAAUACUCACGGAGGACAGUGAGAACAGAGAAUCCCCCUGCAGAGCUGAGAAGGAGACCUUUUCACUAUGCAGCACCUGAACUACCAAGAAGGUGCACAUUUCCCCCAGAACCUGCCACCCUACUCUGACAAACAGCCCUACAAUCAACAACCACCUCCUGCUGAUGGGCUAGCAAACCCCACCAUGCAAACUCAGUACCAGCUUUAUUAUGCCCCAUAUGGUGCAGUGCCCGGCCAAGGGUCUGUCGUCCAAUUUCCAGUGCACACCACCUUUGUCAUCCCUGUACAACCCACCCAUGAACCGGAUUACCUGGCAUAUUCCAUCUGCACUAUGCUGUUUUGUUUCCUGCCUCUGGGAAUUGCAGCCCUCGUUUACUCCAUACUGACUCGGGAUGCCAACCGGAUGGGUAACAGCUUUGAGGCUAAGCAAAACUCCAGGAUGGCGCGGAACCUAGCCCACUCUGCACUUGGCAUUGGGAUUGCAUUGCUUAUUGCGAUCAUUCUUGUGAUUGUGGCGGGCUCUAUGCCUUAGUAACUCUGAGGACACACGGAAAAUAUUUGUCCGCUAAAUUACCUCCCCCUCUGUCUUCUAUUUAAUUCAAAAUGUGUUUGUUUUUUAAAGAAAUCUGUUCUGAGCCUACACUGAUGCUUCCUCCAUUUGCCCACUUAGCAUAUUUACAACACCUGGAAGUUCAUCCUGCAUAUCAAGGGGGCAUCCAUAGAUGCUAUCCGCUCUGGAGAAGCAAUCAAGCGCCGCCAAAUUCUUUGAUCCCUCUCUGGGAGAGCUAUUAAUCAUUUGUCCAGGUUUCUGGGAACUGCUUCCUGUAAGCAUAUCAACACUAUCAUUUUUGGG